AUGCAUCCGUCAUCAAAUGCUAGUCUGAUCAAUUCGUCAUCAUCAGAAUUAUGUCCUACUGGCUCUCAUGUGAAUUGUGCUCUUCGAUAUGAAAUGAUGGCGUAUAUAUCUCGAGUGAACUAUUACAUGUUAAUUAUUAAUUCAAUUAUUGCUCUCGGUGGUAUACUAGGGAAUAUAUUAGCAUUGAUCGUUAUUAAUAGAAAACCGUUGAAAAAUACAUCAUCGAGUGUAUUUAUUACUUAUUUGGCAUUAUUUGAUAUAUCAGUGUUAGCUGUGCAUAUGUUUACUCUCUUUAUGGGACAUUUUCGUCUUCGCAAUUUGCUUCUAUAUUGUGUUAUUAUAUUUACAACUGAUUUAGUCACAUUUUGCGGUAUUUGGAUACUCGUCAUUAUUACAUUAGGUAAGAGAACAUUUGAUAAUGCGUAAGUGAUGUUAAACUGAACUAAAUAAAUUUUGUUUCAAAACCGCUUUUUUGUUGCAAGCAGAAAAACUUAAGCCUUGGAAACUUGAACUGGCUCUACUACGCGCGCAGUCCUUGAGACUGCCUUUCUGUAACUUCUCUCUCAACACAGAUGAGAAUAUAUAUGUCAGACAUCACCGAAAUAAUUCGAUGCUUCUAUCUUCAUUGGCGGUCACCCAUCCAUUUACUAAUCGUCAUCCUAACGUUUAACCAGAGAAAAGACAAAUUCAUAGGCACAAUUGCCAUAUGAGUCAUGGGAGUUUAGUGCGAUUAGCAAUACCCUAGGGAAACUUGUUGUACCCAAGAUCAUGGGUUAUAAAAUGUCACAAGAUCUUGAAUGAAAAAUUUUCUUUACAUUUUGAUUUCAUUUAUGACCGUCAUAGCCGUCGG
This is a messenger RNA of Didymodactylos carnosus, 850 nucleotides long. The record is from the annotation of a GenBank genome assembly. Lineage: Eukaryota; Metazoa; Rotifera; Eurotatoria; Philodinida; Philodinidae.